AGAGUACUAGACACAGAGCAAUAGCUCAUCAAAUGGUACCAAUUGUCGUUCCGACCGCCUGCGAGGACUGGUCCCUCAACAUUGACAAUGACUCGAUGAGACGCUUUUGGUGGAACAACACCUACAGCAUUACAGUUUGGGAAGAGACACUGAACAUUGACAAGCAAACAGAAACAAUCUCGGACUGCGACGUGUGGACCAAGUUCAUUGAAGUGCAAAUUCACUGCGCAUUCAAAAUUUGCUCCGUCUGCCAUUGUCCUGAGGAAAGCGAUGACAUGAAAAUCUGCUGCUACUGUGGCAGCACCGUGCAUGAUAACUGUUCGGAGCCCGCGACCUACGAGCAAAUUAUCUGGAAGUCGGCGAAUCUCAACUUCAAGGAGCACAUGCGCGCCUGUUUCCAUUGCCAGGCUGUCGAAUGCGAAGAACCUGUCCCUCCUACUUCCCCUGGACAGCCCGAUAACGUUCGAAGAGCAGUAAGGCGAGCAUUGACUAUUUCCGACGAAUAUUCGCCAGAGAUAACGAAGCAACUGCAGAUGAUUUCCGCAGAGGCAGAGAAAUCGCCAAAUGACGCCAGCCUGAUGGCGGAGUUGCAGAAAACUGUACUCAGCUUUUUCCAGUCUCGCCGGUCGUUGCAGAUGUUCCGCAAGGAGCGAGUCGCUUCUAAAGCCGGCGGCAUCGGUGUCGUUGCGGCGCAAGACAUCCCAGCAUUCACAAUCAUCGGGGUUUACCCUGGCUACUUGGACUUUCUCAGUGGCGAGCAAGGCAAACUCGGCCGCCCCACCUCGAAAUAUGCGUUAAUGGAAUACAACUGCGCAAACUAUUUCAACGAGGUGUUUGUCGAAUUUCAAGACACUUUAACGCCCUUCAUCAAUGAGCCCAACGUAGAUGAGAAGAGCAAUUGCGCAUGGAUUCAGGAGCCACACAGGAAACAUGGCCGACUGAGCGUGAUGUGCGUCUGUGACGUGCACGAGGGCGAAGAGCUCACGAUUAGUUAUGGACCCAUAUAUUCUCGCACUUAUCCCUACUGCUACGACGCCUACGCCUUUCAUCAAGCCGAAGGACAAGCGGCCGCUCCGUGUUUUUACCUGUGGCACUGGCCCACCAUGGAAGAGUCAGACGCAAAAUUUGUUUGUUGUGUCGCGUACAACGCCAAAGAGGAUCGGUAUGCCCUAUGGCAGAACACAGCCUAG
Leptomonas pyrrhocoris is the source of this 1190-nucleotide messenger RNA. RefSeq lists its product as hypothetical. The coding region runs from base 33 to 1190 and encodes 385 amino acids. The record is from RefSeq and is a predicted model, not a curated record. Gene Ontology annotation, molecular function: protein binding. The transcript has a single exon. NCBI's taxonomy places the organism in Eukaryota, Euglenozoa, Kinetoplastea, Trypanosomatida, Trypanosomatidae.